Schistocerca gregaria is the source of this 1918-nucleotide messenger RNA. Its product is annotated as eukaryotic translation initiation factor 3 subunit L-like. The record is from RefSeq and is a predicted model, not a curated record. Gene Ontology annotation, molecular function: translation initiation factor activity. The transcript is spliced from 3 exons. Lineage: Eukaryota; Metazoa; Arthropoda; Insecta; Orthoptera; Acrididae. Gene Ontology annotation, cellular component: eukaryotic translation initiation factor 3 complex; cytoplasm. Bases 56 to 1576 code for a protein of 506 amino acids. Gene Ontology annotation, biological process: translational initiation.
ACUUUAAUUCACGUUUCGCAUCUUUCAGCAGCAUCACAUUAAGGGCUUAAAUAGGAUGACAGAAGCUAUCAGUGAUGCCGUCAAAAGUUUUCUCAUAGCCUUUGCCGAUCAUAUCCGUGAACAAAAUAUACCUCUCAUUAAUUCAGCCUACGAAAGCGGCUGGAGUAAGAUAACCGAAAGAUACUAUAAACAAGCAGAAUGGCCAUCUCCCGAUGAUGUGUCAGUACUCGUAAAUGAUGAAAUAUUCAUACUGCUUUAUAAGGAGAUGUAUUACAGGCAUUUAUUUGCCAAUCAAAAAUUGCAUCAAGGAUUGACACUAGAGCAUCGGAUUGCCUCUUGGAAAAACUACACCGAGAUUUUUGACUUUUUGCUACAACGCGAAACGUCACCUGAAAUAGAUCUUCCUUUGCAAUGGGUUUGGGAUAUGAUCGAUGAAUUUAUUUAUCAAUUUCAAGAAUUUCAUCAGUAUCGUCGCAAUAAAUACCGUUCUAAAAGCGACACCUCUGUUCGACAACAAUUCCAUUCUAAUUGGGAAGUAUGGAAUGUUCGAGCUGUUCUUCAAUAUCUGACUGAUUUCAAAACAAAGUCCAAUAUUGUGCAAGUCCUGAAUCAUGGAAAUAAUUCAAACUUUAAUUCAUCAAAUAGCUCAUCCACUACCACGUUUUUUGAGUUAUUACCCAUUUACCUUCAAUUUGGUUACUUCAGUUUGAUUGGCCUGCUUCGAGUUCAUUGUCUGAUUGGAGAUUAUUAUUCUGCACUAAUGAGCGUAAUGCCUAUUCAAUUCGAUAAAAAAAAUCCUUACUUUAUUACUUUCGCAUAUGUUACCCUCUACUACUAUACUGGAUUUGCAUACAUGAUGAUUCGCCAGUUUGCUGAUGCCAUUCGAACAUUUUCACACAUCAUUCUUUACAUUAGCAAACCAAAACAAACGCAUAUUAAAUCUCACCAGCUCGAAGACAGUCGCAAGAAAAACGAACGCAUGUAUUCUCUAUUGGCCAUUUUGGUAUCUUUUUGUCCACAGCGAAUAGACGAAUACGUUAAAACUGUUUUGAAGGAAAACUUUUCAGAAAAAAUGGUUCACAUGCAGCGCGGAGACAUUUCUGUUGUUGAAGAAUUAUUUAUCUUCGGAUGCCCCAAAUUCAUUACUCCUGUUGUAGAUCCAGAUGACUUUGCUUUGGCAAUAGGCCAGGACAUGCUUAAAACUCAAGUAAGGAUUUUCAUUAAUGAAAUUAAACAACAAAGUUUGCUACCUGCUAUAAGAAGCUAUUUGAAGUUAUAUAAGACUAUUGAAAUCGCAAAAUUAUCCAAUUUAUUGGAAAGAAAAGUAGACGAAGAUGUGCUUCAAAAGAACCUACUAUGCUACAAUCAUAAGACUAAAAGUAUUUCUCACGUAUCUGGGCAAAAUCGAAUUCUAGCUGGAAAGGUGACAGCAUAUUCAGACAUCACUUUUUACAUUGAAAAAGAUGUAAUACGGACGUUUGACACAAAGGCACCAAGGCGCUAUGCGGAAUAUUUUACGAGGCAAAUCAAUAAAUUUGACGAUUUGAUCACCGAGUUGACAAGAGAUCAAGUUUAGACAGAAAUGCACGUAUAUAUACUAAAAUAACUGUCCUUACGCCAGAUCCAUAUAAAGAAGAUGGACGUAGUUAAUACUAUUAUGACAGCUUUUAAGUACUCUUUAUAUCUAAAGCAAAUGUAAAUCUUCUUUCACACAUGUUUUCUCGGAUUUAGUCGUGUCAUAGCAGAUUAACGUUGCAACGCAGCUAAAAAAGCUAGUUAUUUCGAAGUUCAGCCAAUUUUACUAAACCGAACAUACUUCAACUCGAUGCAGAUAAGUUUAUUACUCAAUAUAAGUAGUAAUCUAACUUUUACUGCUUAUGACCUCCUAGUUAGAUUGCCUGUUUUGUUGCGUUCUUUA